Molecule: messenger RNA, 210 nt
Organism: Pyrenophora tritici-repentis Pt-1C-BFP
Lineage: Eukaryota; Fungi; Ascomycota; Dothideomycetes; Pleosporales; Pleosporaceae
Source: RefSeq, a predicted model, not a curated record
AUGUUCGACGGCUGCAUGGUACUCUCGUACUCUCCGCAACAUGUGCGUAGGCGCAAACGCCGCGCCACAGCUGGCGGCGGAGAAAGCCCCGAACACGCUGUUGCUGCGCAGGUCGCCGUGGGCCGCCUGGCCGUCGUGUGGUGCGCGGGUCGGUCGGUGGGUGUCGUCGACGACGGUGCCGGUCGCAGGUCAAGUGACGUCCAUACAUAG